AUGCCCAAUGUCGGCGGUAUGGGAUGCAUGGGUGGCAUGGGUGGCAUGGGUGGCAUGGGCACCGUCGGCAUGUACAGCAUGCAACCAGGCGGCCUCUCAUCCGACGCGUAUGUGGACAAGAAUCUGCGGCCGCUCGAUGCAGAGCAUUACUCGGCUGCGGGCCUCGUGCCGUAUCGCAAGAGACCCGGGGGUGUCGAGUUGCUGCUCGCACGUGAGAAGCCGUGGAAUUCAUUCAUCAACGCAUACGAUCCAUUAGCCUGGAACAUCUUCGGCGGCAAGCGCGUUUCACGUCAGGAGCGAUCCGUAGAGGUGACCGCAGUGAGGUGUUUUCGUGAAGCCGUCUGUGACUUCGAGGCAGCUCCUACAGACGAGGUGCUGCACAACAUGAUACCCAAUGGCUUCUACAUGUGGUAUCCUUUGGGUAAGUAUGCUCUCAUCCUCGUGGAGGUUGAGGAUGGGAGUCUGGACGAUCUUCCAGAGAAGUUUGCCGAGGCCAAAGAGGCGAGCCCUGGCGCAGACUCGGAGUACAGAAUAUUGCCCAUGGGCGUCAAAAAGUGGAAGAAGCAAAUAGAUCUGUUGGAGUGGGUUCCUGGUGAGGACCUGGCCCCAGAGGCAAAAUUCGAGGUGAGCGACCUGCUCAGCAACAUGCUCAAGGUUGCCAAAUUCCUUGAUUUCCUGGCUGGCCGGAUGGAUCCCGCUGAGAUCUGGCCGAAGGGCAGCCAGCCGCAAAGGCCCAUUCUCAAUGGCGACAUGCGGAAGGGAAAGGGCAAAUCCAAGGACUGGGGCGGACCGUCCAUGGACAAUGGCUACAAGGGCCGCGGAAAGGACGGCUGGGGGCCUGGAGAUAGCAAUGGCUACAAAGGCAAGGGGAAAAAGGGGAAAGGCAAGGGCUUCGGCAAGGUGGCAGGGCCCGCUGUGCCGUUCUCGCAGGGAGUUCCUGGAGUUCCCUUGAUGCAGAUGCCGCCCCCUCCGCCCAUGCCCGUGUACACGGCGCCGCCUCCAGCGGCCAUGCAGCCGGGUUCCGAGGAGAUGCAGAGGCAGAUGUAUGGCGAGCAGCUGUACGUAUUGGUUCUGCCGCUGGCUCCAAGCCCAUACCUGGCUCAGAAGAUUACAGGCAUGUUGCUGGAGCUGCCGCAGAACGAACUGGUGUUGAACCUCACAGACCCGCAAGAGCUGCAAAGGAGAGUCGAGGAGGCGCUGGAGGUGCUCAAAGCCGAUGGAGUUACAAAUUGA
Symbiodinium natans is the source of this 1233-nucleotide messenger RNA. The record is from the annotation of a GenBank genome assembly. NCBI's taxonomy places the organism in Eukaryota, Dinophyceae, Suessiales, Symbiodiniaceae.